Messenger RNA from Sphaerodactylus townsendi, 6735 nucleotides. RefSeq names its product radical S-adenosyl methionine domain containing 1 (gene RSAD1). Gene Ontology annotation, biological process: porphyrin-containing compound biosynthetic process. Gene Ontology annotation, molecular function: 4 iron, 4 sulfur cluster binding; coproporphyrinogen oxidase activity. Lineage: Eukaryota; Metazoa; Chordata; Lepidosauria; Squamata; Sphaerodactylidae. Gene Ontology annotation, cellular component: cytoplasm. Bases 1045 to 2160 code for a protein of 371 amino acids. The record is from RefSeq and is a predicted model, not a curated record. The transcript is spliced from 9 exons.
GGUCUACUCUAGACUGAAAGGUUUUAGCUUUGGUAUAACUUCUCAACAUCUAGUGUGACCUCAUUCAUAAAACAAACCAUUUCCCUGUCUCAGGUGGUUACUCUAAUGAUGAUAAUAGCCAAGAGUCUUUUUAAAAAAUCUUUUAAAAAUUAUUUUAUUAUUUAGGAAUACACAUUAAUUGGCAGACAAUCUAACUUAAAGUGGUUCCAGUAAUAACAGAAUAUGAUCUGCCACAUAAAUUAUAAACAAUGUGCUUAACAUUUGCAAGUGAUAGUUACAUAAGAAAAAGUGGUUUAAGAUUCAAAAUACCGUGCGAAAUAUAUACAUACACACACAUAUACAUAGAUAAAUAAUAAUAAAUAGGUUAAUAAUUUUAAGCUAUGCAGAUAACAAUAGGAUUCUAUUUUUAGGGUCAGAAUUGUAUAGGUAAUGUAAUAAAGGAUCCCAUACUUUAUAAAAAAAGGAUCAAGGCAUUUUUUGUGUAUUAAAGUUGUCAGUUUGUCGACUGUUCUGUAAUCUUGAACUUUUAACAACCAUUCAUCAUAAGAUGACAAUUCUUGUGUUUUGUGUCUUUGUAAUAUAGCAUCAUUAAAGUCCCAGAUCGAUAGAAGGUAUAGGUCAGGUCGUUUCUCAAACUUGUAAUAUGAUUUCUAUGAUGUUGUGUAUUCUGUCCGAAAAUUGUGUAAUUUUAGAACAAGUCCACUAACAGUGGAAGAAGGUGCCAUCUCUUUCCGCACACUUCCAACAGAGAGGCGAACAAUGUUGGUACAUUUGGGAUAAUCGUGAAGGAGUUAGAUACCACCUGUAAAACAUUUUCACGUUAUUUUCUUUGUUAUCAGUGGAAAGUCAAUUUGAUGUUGUUUCUCCAGAGUUUUUCCCAGGUCUCCAUUUGUAUGGUUUUAUUGAGAUUCCUCGCCCAGAAUAUCAUAUUAUCCUUUACUAAAUUCGAGACUGUCUUAAAUUCUAAAAUGGCCUUUCUGUGAAAAACGCUGCAGCUACUGCAACUUCAACAAGUACAUUCCCCGCAAUGUUGAUGAGCUAAGAAUGAGAGACUGCCUCAUUCAGGAGACAAAAACAUUGAUUCAACUUAGCCAGGUCCAGAGAAUUACUUCAGUAUUUUUUGGUGGAGGAACACCAAGUAUGGCCAGCCCACUCACAAUUGAUAAUAUCCUGGACACCAUCUCUCAAUGUGCCCAUUUAGCAGAAGGAACGGAGAUCACAUUGGAAGCCAACCCAACUUCAGCUGAAGCUUCACGUCUUGCAGAGUUCCAGAGAGCUGGUGUCAACCGCCUUUCCAUUGGCAUACAAUCCCUUAAUGAUGCAGACCUGAAGCUCCUUGGAAGGAACCACACAGCGGCUGACGCCUUGAGAACCUUAGAAGAAGCUAAGAGACUCUUUCCUGGCCAUACAUCUGUUGACCUCAUAUUUGGUCUCCCGGGACAGACAGUUACAUCAUGGGUCCAGAGUUUGCAGAGAUUGCUCUCCAUGUGUGAUGAUCAUGUCUCUCUCUACCAGCUGACCCUGGAAAGGGGUACCUCUCUUUUCAAACAGGUCUACCAGGGAUACCUGCCCAUGCCAGAUGGAGAUGUAGUAGCAGAGAUGUAUGAGUGUGCACAACACAUUCUACAGGAUACAGGUUUUCGUCAGUAUGAGGUCUCAAAUUUUGCUAGAAAUGGAGCACUUAGUGCCCAUAACCUGUCCUACUGGCAAGGCAAUCAAUAUAUUGGGAUCGGACCAGGAGCCCAUGGUAGGUUUGUGCUAUCAGGAGAUGGCAAGAGGCAUCGAGAAGCCAGAAUACAGACCCUGGAGCCAGAUAUAUGGAUGAAGGAGGUCCUGGCCUUUGGGCAUGGAACCCGGAAGCGGACUGCGUUGAGUGAACUGGACAGAUUAGAAGAGGUUCUGGUACUUGGACUCCGCAUGGAUGUAGGAAUUUCACAUCAGCACUGGCUUCAAAUUGCCCCCACUUUCAGUCUGUGGAAGGUGUUUGGGGAAUCAGAUGAAGUAAAAGAGUUGCAGGAGCAAGGCUUGCUCCUUCUAGACGACAGGGGCCUCAGGUGCUCUCGGAAAGGGCUGGCUGUGCUGGAUACUCUGCUUCUGACACUUCUGAGCCAACUUGAGCAAGCUUGGGCAGAAAAAGAAGAAACAUCAAGUGGGACCUGAAGCCUAUAUGUAGUUUUCAUCAAACUGUGGAAAAAGGGAAAGAGACCACCCUGAGCUGGAGGCUGAAGAAUUGUGUGCUAUCUUGACAGUUUUUCAAGUGCAACACUAAAUUUGGAGAAAUGUGCCGGUUAUUAAAUGAAGUUGGUGCUUGCGUAUCACUGGAUGUAGAAUUUGGAGAACGUUUGCCUCUGUACCAAGGUGCAAGAUAGUUUGGUUCUGAGGCCAUUGUGUCUUGGGCAGAAAAUAAAUGAAGCAUGAAAUAUGUUUGAGCUACAUAAUGAAUAGAUUAAAUGUGAACUGUUUUUUCAUUAACAAGUAUUCUGCUUUAUGACUGCAUAAUAAACAAGUAUUUUUUGUGGAAGGAAAUUACCAUGAAAAUAACAAAAGAUUUGAACACUGUCUCCACAGGGCAGCUUCCCAUGCUCAUGGGUUAGUGGCGUGGAGCACAAAUGGGAAGGUGAAUGUGCCUUUUCUCAGUGACCCCCUGCCCAAAAGCAGGAAGCCAGCAGUGCUCCUUUGAGAGUAGUUUGCUGUUCAUCAUCCUACUAUGUACCUGAAUCAACCUCUAACAGCCCAGUCAGAGGGGUGGGGGGAGUAGAGCAGUGGCCACGAACAACAAUGUGGUGCUGCCAACAAAGGGGCAAUUGGCAGUGUGGGUGCUGGGGGAGAAGGAGGAACUCCUUUCUCUCUGGGAAGUCCAUAGCAGCAUAUGACUUACAGCGUCCUUUUUGGUGCCAUAGGUCUGUGCUGCUGAAUGGCAGCUGGGGUGGAGUGGGAUGUUCCUGGGCUGAAACUGCAUUGGGAGCCAAUUAAAGUCAGCUCUACCCCUGGGAAUGCCCCCAGUCAUGCCAGCACGGGCUCCUGUGGCAGAAGGGUGCCAGCAUGCAUGGCUGCUUCUGGUUUUGGGUGCCACACAGUUGUGCAGUGCCUUGUCUCCGGCAUAAUAACCCCUCUACUGCCAUAUUUGUCCCUUAUACUGGCGGAGUGGGCAUCCAUGUUGGCAAAACCCCAUGCCACUUCCAAAGCUCCAUUUGCCCUUCCAUUUUGGAUUGCACUGUUUGUUCCUUGUUGCAACCAUGGGUUUUAUCUUCAAAUUCUAUAUUCCUGUUCCAUUCUGCCUUCUACAACACACUGAUUUUGAACUGGAUCAAGCCUAUUUCCUGGGCUUCCUCUGUUUAUCAGCUAUCAUCACCUAAUCCUUAACCUGCAUCUUAUAAUAGCUUUUUCUCCACCUCAUCUGUUAAUUGGUUUAGGUUUGCUUUUGACUAUGAUUGACACUGCAUGCAUGCUUGUUAAUUGCUGAUGUCAGAUCUGAUUUUCUGGCUUUUCACUACUUGACCCGUUGUCUGCAUCCUGAUCACUAGGUCAUAGAAUGAUGUAUCAUUAAGUCAUGUUGGAUAGCAUCUUUCUGAAAGCUGGCACAGAUUCCACACUAUUGGAAAGCCUGUAGGAGGAAUAGGAACCUUCUGGCUUAGUAAAGGGAUGUUACUGUAACAACCAAGGGUACGCAAUUAGAAUGUUAUUAAUCAAGAUUCAACAAGAUUCAACAGAAAAUGCUCCAAAUCUGAACAGAAUUAUUUCUGAUAUUCAGGAGCAGUUGGAAACCUUCCAUUCUGACAGUCAUUCUGAUGCUUUAUCUGACUGGUUUAUUUUUCUUGAGAAGCAGGUUAGGCAGCAAAGAGGAAAAAGUGAUUCAGCAGAUAUGAGCCAGGCAGGGAUGCUGAUCAGAAAGUGGCUAUUCCUAAAUAGAAUUGGCACAAAGUUGAACUGCUGUGUCCAGAAAUGCCAACCAUUGUACCAUCCCACAAGCUUUGGAAGACUGAUUCUAUAUAUGACCAGGUUCUGUUUCUGUGUGAGCUAUUCAUACUUUGGGGCUGCACCUUUGAGCUUUUCUUGCACAUACUCGUUGACAGAACAAAUGGGAAAGGAUGUAAAUCCCCCCAAUCUCUAUGGUAAUGUGUGUUUGUGGGGAAAUAAAAUAGAUGCAAUUGACUAUUCACUGACACAUAGACUUGGCAACUGCUACAAAUAGUGGAAGAAGGGAAGAGCAAGGGCUACUACAGCGUAUUCCUCCAGGAUAACAGCCAAUCUGCCUGCCUGCCCUGCAGGAGACAAAGGCUUGGUUUGCAUGUGCAGGCAAGCUAGGUGAGGAUAAUUUAAUAAACAUCCAUGGGAAGGCAAAGGCAGAAGUUGGAAGCACAUUUUGUCGUGACCAGUGGAAAGUCAGCUGGGUGCAAUAAUAAAUAUGGAAGAAAUAGAAUACAGAAACAUAAGGUGUGCAGCAACAUUUUGUUUCCUUCACCCACACAACUGUUUGAAGAAUAAAAUCCCUCUUCACCCUUCCUCAUUGAAGAUCCUGAGAAACAAGGGAAAAGCUCAUAUACUACACCUUACAGUGAUUGAUGAUCAAGUGAGAAUUUUAAUAGCUCAUAGAAUAACAAUUCCUUGGGAUUCUGGAGAGAGUAUCUUUUGGAUAGGGGGUAAAGUCUUUGAGAGUUGGGUGUGGAAGGGAAGAUGAACCCCAAAAUUGUGUCUCCCAUGGAAUCCAAUGGAAACUAUUAUUAUAUUAACUUCCUGGUUGUCGUUAUUUUGGUUGGCAGUCAAAUGAAUAACAUAUAUUAGGUUUAAAAUAUACUCUUUUUAUUUAUUUGAAAUAUUUAUACUAUGUCUUUCCAUUCAAACAUCUACAGGACUACUUACUACAUACAAAUAUCAAUUCAAUGAUGUAGAGACAGGAAUUGUUCUUGCUUGUGGAAUUCUCUUUGCCUUGAGGCUUUACAGGUACUUAUAUUGUUUUCUUUUAGGUGCCAGAUCAAAAUAUUCCUCUUUAUCCAGGCUUUUAAUUAAACCCUGUUUACCUUUGAAAGUGUAUUUUAAGAUGUAUGCAUCUGUUUUUAUAGUUUAUGUUUUUAUGCUAGGCUGGGUUUUUCUAAUGGUUUGUUUUUAUUACUUUUUUAAUUUUGUAGGCUGCCUAGGAUACGUUUCUGGAGAGGUGGUAUAAAAGUUUUCUACCUAAAUAAAUAAGAGUGCUUUAUAGUAGCCCAACUUGCAUGUAAUCGGAGUGGGUAACUGGCCAAAUCAUGCCUCUCCAGGGAUGGCUGGAACUGGAAAACCAAACAAAGCUGGGAAACAUCAAAAGAAGAUGAGAUAAAAUGACAACUGAAUUUUUUAAUUAAAAUUGAUCAGAAAAAAAAUAGGGGGAAAUAUAAAAACUGUAAUAUGGUAUGAGAAGAAGAGAAUGUUCUAAAGGCACGAUUUUAAACUUCUUUCUGCAAAGCUGAAAAUUACUGCAGGUUUGCAGAAACAUGUAUCCUCCCCUGGGUGGCCUUUUGAAGAUUUUUUUUUCAAAAUCCACAUGGGAGGGCCACCCAUCACCAUUAAAUACAUGAUAAAUUAAUAACUUGUAUUUUGCCCAGAAACAAACUGGCAGCUAAUUAAGAUUUAAAAAAUCUUAAUUGGUGAGAUCUUGGUAAUGUACUCUCAGCAGCCUAGCCACUGUGUUUUGAACCAUGUGAAACUUCCUGUCUUCAUGUGCAGCCCCAAACAGAGUGCACUGUAUCACAAUCUGACUGACUGUAACUGCAAUUGCAGUACUGAUAACUGACCCAGAUCACACUUCUGAUGGAAGGGCUACAAUUGGCAAACCACAGAAAGCUGGUUAAAAAAGCACUUAUUGUUACAGGUGAGAUAUUCUCCUCUCUUUAUAGACCUGGAUUGGAAAGGAUUGAUCAUCAUCUCUGUGAACCUGCUCCUUAUAACAGUUCAAAUAUCUCAACUGUGAACAUAUUGACAAAUAGCACUAGAGUUAUAUCUGGAACAUAGUUCAAUUUCUUGGCUCAUUAUUGCCUCAAGACACCUACUCUACAGAAGAGCUGGGCGUUAUUCACAAACUAAUGACACCUCAGCCCAAUUAGUUGUUUCCUGUAGAUAAUAAGAACUCUGUGGAACCCCAUAUUUCAGAUGCCAUGGGCAUCUCCAUACCAUCUUCUGGAACCAGUGCACAGAAAUGGAACCAUUAGAGUGCAAUAUUUCUGAUACCUAUCUUAGCUAACAAUUCAGAAGGAACCCAUGGUUGAUUGCACUCCUUUUGACUCUCUCAUAUUGAAGGUCAUCAGAGUGGUUUUUGCCAUCUUUGAGAAGCUGUGGCAAAUUUUCCAUGGUAACAAUAGCCAUGCUAGGCUAUUACAGCAAAAAGAAAGAAGAGUCUUGUAGCACCAAGACUAACUUUUACUCUAGUACAAAAUUUCACUAACUAUGGUUUUUGUCUUUAAACUGAUAUAACACUAGUUUUUUGUUAAUUCAGCGACUCUUGGUAUGGAAAUACUAUGUAUUGAACUUUGAAACAACUUGUAAUAUGUUUGAAGCAUUCACUCCAGGCAGCUACCAAAUAAACCCCAUCCAGAGUGGGUGGAUGCGGGAGCUUUUAGACUGUGUUGGGCUUUUAGAAUGGGGUUUUUAUUGUAAUUUUACUGUUGUUGGAUUUUUGUUGUUGUGAUUUUACUGUUGUAUUGUUUUUAUUGUAACUCACCCAAAGACUGUUGUAAAGAGCACGGAAUAAAUGUAAAUAAAUAGAAA